GUUCAAUAUAAUAUGUUUCAUCGUGAUCGGGUAGAACUAGAAUAUGUGCACUUGUUCAAUCGGUAUAAAUUGGGUACCGCUAUCUGGUCUCCACUUGCUAGUGGGAUUUUAACGGGAAAGCAUAAUGAAAAAAUAGCUGAAGAUUCCAGGCUAGCAUUGAAAGAAAAUGCCCCUAUUGCAAAAAAAGUCGGCGGUACACCUGCACAACUUGCGCUCGCAUGGUGCAUGAAACAGCCUCACAUAGACACUGUAAUCACAGGUGUUUCUAAACCAGAACAGAUGGAAGAAAAUCUACGCGCCAUGGAGUUAGUAUCAAAGUUAACACCAGAAAUAUUACAAGAAAUCGAGGAGGUACUCGAUAAUCAACCGACUCCUAUAUUUAACUUUAGAGAUUCAUAA
This is a messenger RNA of Acaulospora morrowiae, 399 nucleotides long. Lineage: Eukaryota; Fungi; Glomeromycota; Glomeromycetes; Diversisporales; Acaulosporaceae. The record is from the annotation of a GenBank genome assembly.